AUGGCUCGUACUAAGCAAACUGCUCGUAAAUCGACCGGUGGUAAGGCUCCUAGGAAGACACUUGCUCAAAAGGCUGCAAGAAAAUCAGUUCCUAGGUCUGGUGGUGUUAAGAGGCCUCAUCGUUUCCGUCCCGGAACUGUCGCUCUUCGUGAAAUUCGCAAGUACCAGAACAGCACUGAGCUUUUGAUCCGUAAACUCCCAUUCCAGCGUCUUGUUCGCGAAAUAGCCCAAGAUUUUAAGGUUGAACUGAGGUUCCAGAGCCACGCAGUGUUGGCAAUCCAGGAGGCGGCCGAGGCAUACCUUGUGGCUUUGUUUGAGGACACUAACUUGUGUGCCAUUCAUGCUAAGAGGGUCACCAUCAUGCCUAAGGAUGUUCAGUUGGCUCAUCGUAUUCGCGGCGAGCGUUUCUAA
Molecule: messenger RNA, 411 nt
Organism: Chenopodium quinoa (quinoa)
Lineage: Eukaryota; Viridiplantae; Streptophyta; Magnoliopsida; Caryophyllales; Amaranthaceae
Product: histone H3.3-like
Exons: 4
Coding region: 1-411 (136 amino acids)
Cellular component (GO): nucleosome
Molecular function (GO): protein heterodimerization activity; structural constituent of chromatin; DNA binding
Source: RefSeq, a predicted model, not a curated record